Molecule: messenger RNA, 765 nt
Organism: Aspergillus oryzae RIB40
Lineage: Eukaryota; Fungi; Ascomycota; Eurotiomycetes; Eurotiales; Aspergillaceae
Product: cutinase family protein
Exons: 4
Coding region: 1-765 (254 amino acids)
Biological process (GO): carbohydrate catabolic process
Cellular component (GO): extracellular region
Molecular function (GO): cutinase activity
Source: RefSeq, a predicted model, not a curated record
AUGCAUCUUGCUAUCAAGUCUCUCUUUGUCUCUCUCCUCGGAGCCAGCGUUCUCGCAAGCCCUCUUCCCAGCAAUGCUCUGGUUGAGAGAAACGCUCCCCUGAAUGAGUUCCUCAGCGCUCUUCUGUCGCAUCUGCCUGCCAUCGAUGGCACCAUCGACGCGGUGUCGGGUGUGAUCACCGAUUUUGAUCAAUUGCUCGCCGACCUCACUGGUGCUCGAACCACACAAAAUGGAUAUAUUGGUGUCUGCACGGACUACACCGUUCUCUUCGCCCGCGGAACCAGUGAGCCCGGAAACGUCGGUGUCCUUGUUGGACCUCCUCUUUCUGAAGCGUUUGAGCAAGCCGUCGGUGCAAAAGCCUUGAGCUUCCAGGGCGUCAACGGCUAUAACGCAGAUGUCGCGGGUUAUUUGGCUGGAGGUGACGCUGCCGGUAGCAAGUCAAUGGCAUCCCUGGCCAGCGAAGUUCUCUCCAAAUGUCCUGACACUAAGCUCGUCAUGAGCGGCUACUCUCAGGGUUGCCAGAUUGUUCACAACGCCGUUGAGCAGCUCCCUGCCGCAGACGCUAGCAAGAUCAGCAGCGUCCUCCUCUUCGGAGACCCAUACGCGGGCAAGGCCUUCCCCAACGUUGAUGCUUCCCGUGUGCACACUGUGUGCCACGCCGGAGAUACUAUUUGCAACAACAGCGUCGUUAUCCUGCCCCCUCACCUGACCUACGCUGUUGAUGUGACUAACGCGGUUCAAUUUGCUGUUGCGGCUGCGAACUAA